CUCGCCGUUCCCUUUGUUUUUUUGCCAAUCGUCCGCUGCCCGGAACAGCUGCAAUUUCCCCGACGGGAUGUGCUCUGAUCACGAAUGCCCUCCCGGAAAACGACGCGAAAUGGAUUCAAAAACGGCAGACACGCCGAUCAACGAAUUGGGCGACGAUCUCCUCCGAGAAAUUUUGAUUCGCCUCCCAAACCCUAGGUUCACCUCCCGCUGCAAACCGGUAUGCAAGCAGUGGAACUCCCUGAUCUCAAAUCCCUCCUUCCGUGGCCGUUUCAUUUCUCACCACCAGAGAAAGAACGAAAGCGGGGGAGAGCCCUCUGUUCUGAUACUUCCCGCCGCCGGGGGCGGCAUUUAGAUGACACAAACACACACCCCACACGACCUAACCAGUUUAAGAAAGAAUAUAAACAGGAGAGCAUCAACAACAAGCAGCUAGCUACCUAGCGAAAGAACGAAUAGAAAUUUUAUGGACGAGCAAGAAGAUGUUGCAUGGUAGGAUUAGCAGGAAUGCACUAGAGAUGUAUGUUGGACAAAGUUGAGAAGGGUGACUCUAAUUCUUUCUGUGCUCAAUACUGUUUCCAUCUACGUGAUGCUA
This is a messenger RNA of Linum tenue, 592 nucleotides long. The record is from the annotation of a GenBank genome assembly. Lineage: Eukaryota; Viridiplantae; Streptophyta; Magnoliopsida; Malpighiales; Linaceae.